Bemisia tabaci is the source of this 5589-nucleotide messenger RNA. The record is from RefSeq and is a predicted model, not a curated record. NCBI's taxonomy places the organism in Eukaryota, Metazoa, Arthropoda, Insecta, Hemiptera, Aleyrodidae.
CGCGUUGGCUCAUUACGCAUUCUCUCGCACCGAAUCCGAGUUCUUGAUUGAGAUGUUAUAUUCCUCUUGAUUCUUGUGUUCUGUGUUUGAUUAAAUUGAACGCAGUAUGUAAUUAAUCCAUAUUUCCAUCGCGUUUCGUCGUUAUUACGUGUUAAUUUGCCCCGGUUUUCGGAUUCAUGUGAGUUGUGUCCGCGUCGUCGAUGCACCAGUGACCGCGUUCGGGUAGUGAUGAUCGUGCCUUCGUGUUUCUUUGAAAACUUUCGGUUUCGAUUCCGCAGUGUGUUUUCGAGUGUUGCCCUUAUUGUGAAGACGAUGUUGGAUAUCUGGUCAAAACGAUGUUUGUUCUUGUACUUGCUUCUAGAAGGAUUUGGUUUUGGGCCUGGAUUCAGCCAAUUUUGUAGUGCACCGAGCGGUUUUAGAGAUAGUGUCGCGUCGCGAGUGUUUUCAGCUUGGCGUCGGGCAAUUGGAUAACUCUCUGCUGAAACACGUGAUGCUAGCUGCUCCAUGGUUGCAGAAUCUGGUGAUCGAGGUGAACUCAGAUGAACUCACUGCAGAUGAGAUUGAUCCAUCAAAGUCAUUGCAUGAAAAAGGGCUGAAGCUCGCCUGCCUCACAUAAGGACUCUAAAAUGUCAAAAGCUGAUUUACUGAUCAACAAAGUAACCGGCAUGAAACCCGUCUUCGGCCGACGUUACAAGGAGACAAAAGAGUGAGGACAGGAUGUGGGAACUGGCCCGGCGCGCUCUCCUGGGCGCACUGACCCUGUGCUUGUUGAGCAACGUGGUCGACCUGAGCAUCCCUGCGACGCCCAAGAACGCGGCCAAGAGCGCGACACCGUGCAAGUUGUCUGAGUUCUACUGCGACACCGGACAGUGCCUCCCGCUCGAUAAAUUCUGCAACGGCGCCGACGACUGCGGAGACAAGUCCGAUGAACCGAAAUACUGCACCCCCUGCAACAGGACGUACUAUGGUCAAGUUGGUCGAACUUACGAGUUGGAAAUCCGGCGUCCACGGGAGGACCGACUGCCCCUUCUCUGCUUCCUCAACUUCACUGCCGCUGGCGGAAGUCUCGGUGACUUAGUUCAGCUCACAUUCGACGCUUUCACCGUGGGCCGUUUCGUCUCCUUCACGAUGGACGGAUGCCCGGACGGGUACAUGACAAUCCGGGAAGAGGGACGACCGGACACGAAGGGGCAGUGGUGUGGCAGCGCCUGGGGCUACACCGUUUACUACAGCGAAACGAGAUCCCUCAACUUAUCACUUAAUUUAUUUACACUUUCUGAUCAGGGUAUUUCAGGGUAUAAUUUUGACUUUAAAUUAUCGUAUAAGUUCCUAAAAUAUAACGAAGCUCACUUAAGGUAUGGGAACAGUAGUCAACUAAGCUACCGAGGAGAGUUAGUUCAAGGUAGCUACUGCACUAGACAACUGAAUAAAUGUGAUACAAGGCCUUGCAGGGUCCAGUCACCGAAUUUUCCGGGGAUCUACCCGCGAAACGUUACCUGCUAUUAUAGACUAGAACACAACAAAGUGCCUUCAGGCAAACAAGCUUUAAUCGCUGUUAGACAAAGAAAUAGCCACAAAAUUCAUAUAAAAGAUCAAAUGGUAAAAUAUGAAAGAAGUCAACGUCUUUUACGGGUUUGGGACGAAUGCAACGUUGUGCAGGACUACCUGACCGUAUACGACGGUGGGAGCACGAUGGACCCGGUGUUGGUGCGCUUGUGCGGCGGCGAUGCCGUACCCGACAUCAUCAGCAGCGGCCCGGACAUGCUCCUCGAAUUCCAUACUUCGCCUUACGACAAUCCGUUUCACCCCGUGCCUCUUAGCUAUCUCCCUGGAUUCGAGCUCGACGUUCAGAUCAUGUACGUCGAAGCCCGCUCGGGCUCGAGUUCGAGUCCAGGGGGCGUGUCCAGCGUGGGGGGCGCGGGCGGGGGGCAGCGGAGCAGGGCGGGCGACGGCGGUCGGAGCCGGCUCAAGUGCCUGUUCACGGUGAGCUCCUUCGACUCCUCGUGGGGCCUCGUCGAGAACCCCCGGCACAGCCUGCCCCCGAACACGACCUGCUUCUACCAGUUCCAGGGCCGCAAGGACGAGACCGUGUGGCUCUCCUUCAUCAAGUACCACGCGGCCAGCGCGGGCACCAUCCAGUCCGGCGCCUACCACGACGCCGAGUGCAACGCCCGCCUCCGCAUCUGGGACGGCAGGCUCCCGUCUGAGGCACAGCCCCAGACGAAUUCGACGUUGAUACACGAGUUCUGCAAGGAGGACGCGCCGAAGCUGUGCGACCACUACUUCCUGAGCAACACGACGCGGAUGACCCGCCCCUGCUCCCUCUCGGAGAGCUACAUCUCCCGGAGCCAGGACCUGACCCUGGAGCUCUUCCUCCGGCAGGGCUCGGUCCUCUACCCGAUCAACUUCCUCCUCCGCUACGAGUUCGUCAACACGGCGCUGGAGGGCGCGCGCUACAACGAGUCCGGCAACCAGUGCGACCGGCUCUUCAAAUCUGAGAAGUCCCCCCUCGGCUCCUUCCGCUCCCCGAAGAGCGUCUUCUUCUACGGGCGCGGCGGGCGGCGCAACGUCACCUGCAUCUUCCGCUUCGAGCCGCGCUGGGACGAGCAGGUGCGCAUCAAGCUCACGCGGGUCAAGUUCGGCAACCGGCUGUGCAGCACCGUCUUCGACUCGCGGAUCCCCGGCAAGCAGGUCUGCUCGCGGGAGUUCCACACCUUCGGCUUCUUCAACUCCCCGCACAACUCGACAGAGGGCGUGAGCGAGCUCUGGAUCAACGAGUACCCGUGGGCGGAAGAGAUCAAACUCCCGCGGCACUGCGUUUGUUCCGAGCUCGACAAAGUGCUCACCUUCACCAGUCUCAUAUCAUCCGUCAUCGAGCUUAAUUUCACUAUUUUAAACAUGAACAUAACCGAGGACUACAACGACUACUUCUUCGAAGGCGAGUUCAACUUCGUUCACAUCGCCGACGCGGACAGCGUCCGCAAAUGCGAGCUACUUAAACUAGACCGGCGAUUGAGCGGUACUAGUGGGGAGAUCACUCUGCCGCGGAAACCGGAAGUCGUGGACCACAACUCCGAGGUAAAAAUCACUCAGAUUAGGCUACCCGAGCAUCUGCUUUGCAAUAACUACCCGUAUUUAAUCCAAUCGAGCGAUAGUUAUUUGUAUCUCCGGGUUCGCGGCUACGAGUUGGGGUACCAGAGUUUGCUCCACUGGCAGGACAAGCUGUACCAGACGCAGUGCUCGACGAAGAACCGCGUGGUCGUGUAUUCGGUCGCGGAUUCGAGGGAUUUCAAGGUGGUCUGCCCGCAGGAUACGUCGCGCUACACCAGCUUCGACGAGGACGUGCAGCUCUUCUCCAAGGGCUGGCACGACGCCUUCAACCAGGAUUACACCAUCUUGAAGCCGCUCGAGAGGAAUUUCGUCGUCGAGUUCAUCGGUGACGAACAAGAGACGGAGAGCUAUUCGAUAUUCUGGAUGCAGGUCUCCAAGAGGCCGGAUCUCGCGCCGGCCGUCUCGUCCAGGCUGUCCAGCGAGCACACCAUCCUAGACUGCCCCUACAGAUGCCCGGAGCUGAACGCGUGCAUCUCGUGGACGCUGUGGUGCGACGGGAAGCCGCACUGCCCGGGCGGCUUCGACGAGGAGGAGUCCAACUGCGCCUUCCAGUUCGGCGUCUCCUUCCUGUACAUCACGAUCGGGAGCAGCUGCCUCUUCAUCCUCAGCGUCCUCCUCCUCCUCACCCUGUGCAUCCGGAGCCGGAGCAAGGAGAAGUACGACCCCUCCGAGCGGCCCCGACCUCCCCACCCCCACCCCCACGGGGGCCACAACCACCUCCACCUCAACCAGAACGGGGACUCCGCCAAGCACAUCCACCAGCUCCAGACCCAGCUGCCCUCCACCGACGACCUCUUCAUCGGCGUCAAGGACAUCUGUUGACACGACCUCGUCGCCAUCGAAACCACCGUCUAGUCAAUCUUUUGUUGAGUUGUUAUACUUUUUAAAGUAAGUCAGGCGUUGACUUCAUUUUGUGCCAGUCAAAAACAGGGGUCGGGCACAAGGUACGUUCUGCUACAGGUUAUGGACAAACGGGGUGCCGUAGUGGCAGCGCUGAGCAUGUAGGCAGAGGCGGAUCCAGCAAUUUGGCAACACCGGAUUUACGCCGUAUAUACCUAUGGAAAUGUAUCGAUUCUUAUACGUGCACCUGGCUCCUCCAAGAAUCGAUACAUUUCCAUAGGCUUAAAUGGAGGAAAUCCGGUGUUGCCAAAUUGCUUGAUCCGCCACUCAAUAUAGGCCGUCGAGUGACGUCGCAAGUCGUGCCGUCUUUGCCACGCAGUUCAAAAUGACCUUCGAAAAGGUUCUGGCAGAUCUGGUAGCUUCAAUAAGCUAUAAGAUGAAUUUAAUUUAAUUUUUUUUCUUUUUCUUCUGCUGGUUUUAUGGCUUUGUGUCUGACACCAAUUGAAAAAAUUGAUACAACUCAAAAUAACGAAAAACUUAACUAAGAACACGAAAUUGACGAGACCCACUCUCAGUUGAGAACGUAAACAAGUUUUCAAUAUGGCGUCGCAGUCGUACCAUUUGACGCCGUCAAAUCUACGCGUUUCGACGACUUUCUAAAAUGCCAUUUGUCCAUACCGGUAGUAGAGUGUACUUUGGUUCGAACGCCUUGAUUCUUAUGUACUGAAUUAUGUACUCAAAACAUUUCAAAUCCGAGUGUUGCUCAGUUCUUAACUGUAUUACCUGUAUCAGGUAAUUAAUAAAACUUAAAAGAAGAUUAGGCAACAUUUGGUGUAGUUAGGUUAAUUCUGGUUGAAUUUGUCCAAUUUUUGUCGAUUUCUAGUAUUUUGAGCAAAAGUUUUUGUUACAGUUUUACGCUGGGAUCUAUCAUUGAGUUGGAACGCACCUCACUUCGAUCUUUUACGAACUUUUACGAAACUGCAUGAGCUCAAAUUGAAAGAUGCUGUCGAUAAAAUGGUAAUGAUGACGAGGAAUAAGAUGAUUAUAAUUUUGAUUUUGAUUAUAAUUCUGUAGAUCUACGAACGUUCAAUCAUUCUGAGCUACAGAAGCAUUCAAAAUAGAAAACCGGCGUGAUGCGUUACUUGAUGCUAACUCGAGUUGAUGGCCGAUGUUGAGGCUGUCAUAGGGUUUGAAGCUGCAGUUUGUUUAAUCAGAGGAAACUUUCAGGAACUUUAAAGCUUUAGAACAAGCUAAUAACCUGGAAAUCAAAAAUAGAUUGCGAAUAGAUAGAUGCACGUAUGUUGUAUUUGCUCACGCAAAUACAGCACAUGAUGGAGAUUGCAACUUUUCAAACUUAAGUAUUCUCUCGUGGCACUAAUAGGAACUGUCGAUGAGCAAACUUUUCUGAACUUAAAUUAAAAUCUAAUUCGAAGCUCUCUGUAUCGAGUCAAAGUUUCCGACUUGAUCGGUGUUUACUCUAACGUACUGUACAAGAGCUGAAUUGAAGCGGCGAAGUCAUGCAUCUCAGGCAGGAUGCAAUGUGCAACGCUGAUCGGAACAGCCUGGCUAAGCUCAUAAACCGACUCGGCAAUCUCAUUGUCAAGCGCAUUGAUUAUCACCCCAUGAGGAUUUCGAAAA